Messenger RNA from Solea solea (common sole), 892 nucleotides. It is a transcript of the gene hspb6, whose product is annotated as heat shock protein, alpha-crystallin-related, b6. Bases 160 to 597 code for a protein of 145 amino acids. The transcript is spliced from 4 exons. NCBI's taxonomy places the organism in Eukaryota, Metazoa, Chordata, Actinopteri, Pleuronectiformes, Soleidae. Gene Ontology annotation, biological process: protein refolding; response to heat. Gene Ontology annotation, molecular function: protein folding chaperone. The record is from RefSeq and is a predicted model, not a curated record.
CAGCCACAUCCGGCAAACAGUAGGAGGGGAGCAUAGAGUCAGUCAGAGACACGCACCAGCUCAUCCCACUCAGGACGUAACAAGCAUCCAGCAAGGACUGUCUGUCUUUUGUCUCUUCUCUCUUACAUUUAUUUGGAUCAGGGGAUUUCAAGUGGAGAAAUGGACUUCAUCCUGCCACCCACUCUGCCAGCUGAAGGUAUCCCAUGGGAGAAGGUUAUACCACCUCUCAUUCCCCGGCUGAGUGGGACUUAUGGACAAUGUAACUGGUCCCCAAAGUUACUGAUCCCAGAGAGUGAUCAUUUAAGUACAGCAGAGGUAAAUUGUGACGACACUGGAUUUACAGUUCAAGUUGAUGUAAAGCACUUCAACCCAGAGGAUUUAAUUGUUAAAGUGAUUGGGGACUUUGUAGAAGUACAAGGAAAGCAUGAAGAAAGAAAGAAGGAUGGUCCAGGAGUUACCACGAGGCAGUUUAACCGCCGCUACCGAAUCCCAAAAGGAGUGGACACCAUGGCUUUACAGUCAGUGGUCUCUCCAAAUGGAAUCCUUAUCAUAUCUGCACCAAUGCUGCAAAGUCAGAACUCCAGAUCCCUAACCUAAUCGCGUACCGUCAAAUCAUCACUCUACCAAUCUUCACCUUAUAUGACAAUGAAUGUAACAGAAAUAACUGCAAGCUCCUCCAGUCACAUCAACACUCGGCAUGUGCCAAAACAAGUCAUUUGUUGUGUUCCUGGCACAUCCUAAUAUUCCCUGUUCUCAGACAUUUGUAUACUGUAUACGGCUCUGCUUUUACUCAUCAAUCUUACAAAAAUGUUUAAAGGAACCAGACAUUUGUAAAUAUUCUGUGUUCACAUAUCAACCUGCUGCUUCUUUUUUUUGCCACUUUUGUAAAAUG